CCCGGCAGGCGGGGCCGGAGGUCAAGGGUGAGGGGUCAGCUCCUGCCUGGCGCGGCGGCAUGGCCGGCGGCGGUGGCGGCAGCGGCCCGGUGGGCUCUGCGGCGGGGGAUGGAGCGCCGCCGGCCCCAGAGCGGGUUCUCUUCCCGCCUACCUUCAGCGUGUCCGAGAUCAAGAACAAGCAGCGGCGGCACUUCAUGUUCCUUCGCUGGAAGCAGCAGCAGAGGAAGGAGAAACUGGCCGCCAAGAAGAAGCGGAGAAAGGAGCGAGAAGCCCUCGGAGACAAAGCACCUCCAAAAGCCGUACCAAAGACUAUUGAAAAUCAGAGAGUGUAUGACGAAACAACUGUAGAUCCCAAUGAUGAAGAGGUUGCUUUUGAUGAAGCAACUGAUGAAUUUGCACCAUACUUCAACAGACAGACAGUUCCCAAGAUUCUUAUUACAACAUCAGACAGGCCUCGCGGAAGAACAGUGAGAUUCUGUGAACAGUUGGCUACUGUUAUACCCAACUCGCAUGUCUACUAUCGAAGAGGACUGGCUUUGAAAAGAAUUAUUCCACAGUGUAUUGCAAGGGACUUUACGGAUUUAAUUGUCAUUAAUGAAGAUCGCAAAAUACCAAAUGGUCUGGUUUUAAGUCAUCUGCCUGAUGGUCCAACUGCUCAUUUUAGAAUGAGUAGUGUCCGUUUGCGUAAAGAAAUAAAGCGAAGAGGGAAAGACCCCACAGAACACGUACCCGAAGUAAUCCUGAAUAAUUUCACAACGCGACUUGGCCAUUCUAUUGGUCGCAUGUUUGCUGCUCUCUUCCCACAUGAUCCUCAGUUCAUUGGAAGACAAGUAGCUACAUUUCACAAUCAGCGAGACUACAUCUUUUUCAGAUUCCACAGAUAUAUCUUCAAGAGUGAAAAGAAAGUGGGAAUUCAAGAACUUGGACCGCGUUUUACAUUAAAGCUGAGGUCUCUUCAAAAAGGAACCUUUGAUUCCAAAUUUGGAGAAUAUGAAUGGAUUCAUAAGCGCCGAGAAAUGGACACAAGCAGAAGAAAAUUUCACUUAUAAGGGACAGUUAUCUGCAAAUUGCUGGUGACCAGAAAUGUAACUGCAUUGAACUAUGGAUUAUCUUGGACUCCUAACUAAUGAUAACGAUACUGAACAGUAUCUAUCUACAGAAAAACAAACUGCAAACAUUAAAACUUUCUACAGAAGCAGAUCAAGUAGGAUGCAUCUUUCUUCCUAAUUUUGUAGCUAAAUCCAACAUCACAAGGAUGUGCCCCUUCUUCCAGUUUAGCAGGAGAAACUAUGGCAAUGUCAGAGAAGCCUGUAAUUCAGUUAUCACCAAGUAUUUGCCAUAAAUAUAGCACAACAGCAGAUAAAUUCCACUUUGCGACAUCAAAGACAGUAAAUGUUUUGGUUAAAGAUAUUCUUAAAAUAAAGUAUUUUGUUAUACA
Molecule: messenger RNA, 1438 nt
Organism: Falco peregrinus (peregrine falcon)
Lineage: Eukaryota; Metazoa; Chordata; Aves; Falconiformes; Falconidae
Gene: RPF1
Product: ribosome production factor 1 homolog
Exons: 9
Coding region: 60-1049 (329 amino acids)
Biological process (GO): maturation of LSU-rRNA; maturation of 5.8S rRNA
Cellular component (GO): nucleolus; preribosome, large subunit precursor
Molecular function (GO): rRNA primary transcript binding
Source: RefSeq, a predicted model, not a curated record